UGCCUGCCGCAGCUCUGCCCGACCAUGGCCGCAGCGCCGGGCCCGGCCGCGCUCCGCGUGCGGGUGUCGGCGCCGCCGGGCGACCGCCUGGAGCGCAAACUGCUGCUGCACUUCCAGUCGCCUCAGCGCUCGGGCGGCGGCGAGUGCAACCUGCGGCGUGGCCCCACGCCCGGCACCUACCUCGUGCGCUUCGUCUGCCCGCUCGCAAGGGAACGGGUAAAAUCGCAUGGACAUCACGAGAUACAGCUGGACAACAGAAAUGUGCAGAUCUCAAUCGAGCCGGAGUCAGACACAGCAGAUCCUGGGGAAAGCCAGUCGACACCACUGUCCUCAGGGUUACCUGCUGCUUUGGGCUUCUUGCAGCCUCAGAAGAGUACUGCUAGCCAGCACCUGGGUGAAAAACGUAACGACAGUUCAUCUAGCACUUUUACUGAUCAGAUUUUUCUCCAUGUGUCUGCCACCUUGAAUACCCACCUGUUCACUAAGCAGCAAAGGGAGGAAGUGAUCAGUAUGUGCCCAGGCUUAAAACCAGAAAAAAAUCCUAGUGACCACGGGAUUGAGAAAGUGACAGGAACCUAUGCAGAUAUUGAAAAAGUGUAUCACCGCUUUAAUCAGCUCCUUGUAAAGAAUGACCAACGUACUGAUUUUUUACAUGCUGAAGGAACGAAGGAGUUGGAAGAUAAGAAUGGUGUGGAUGGAGUGAACAGUAUUGAAGUGCAGUCAGCGCUCUAUGAAUACUUUAGCCAUGUCUGCCAGGAACAAAUAGAAGAAUUACAGCAACGUUUCAAUGUAGAGAUAAAAAGCCAGGAACAAGACAGCGGGCUUGUUUCAGUGUACUUCCUAUGUGCUGGGAGUCCUGUGUUGGCAGAAAAUGCUAAACAGUCUUUUAUCACUGCUUUUCAGAAAGCACUAAGAGAUUUGAAACAAGAGAAAGUGGCGUUUGCAAAUAGUUCUGAGUUGAAUGAAGCAGUCCAGAAAGUACACACCAAGUUUAGGGGUCUUCUUGCCAAAAAGCAUGGGAAUACAAUAAUACUCCGGGGUCCAGCAAAUGAGAUCAAAGUGGCAAAAACAUUUCUAGAAGAGAAAGACAUGAACAGCCCAGUUGAAAGAAAUAUAAGAAUAGAAGCUGGAUAUUACACCCAUAAAAAUGGAAUUGAAGUUGAUGCUACUGAAUUUGAAUUGGCAGAAAUUAUGUUAAAUAAAGAAAUUGAAGAGAUAACAGUAAAUUUCAAUACUACAAUGGAAAAAAAGCCCUGUCUAGCUGGUCGGAAAUUGCGCGUUAUAUUUAAGCCUAAGAACAAGGAUUCUGAUAUGUCUUCACAUGCAUAUGAAAGCUUCAUCACUGUAUUUCAGGUUUUUUCAUCAAAGAUCAUUCAGAAAACCCUCCCAUUGAAACUUCCAGCUGUUCAGCAACAAGAACUGAAUAAUUACCUUGAUCACCUGCGAUCAGAAAACACGCAUGUAAUAAUCAGGAGAAAGGAAGACAAACUCCUUUUAACUGGUGUAAUGGAUUCCGUGCUUGUUGCUGAAAAGUACAUAUUCAGCUGGCUGGAGAACUCGACCCAAAUGAAAACUGAAACAGCUCAAAUUAAAACUGGAACAGCCCAUGGCGCCCAACAGUUUCAUGGGGCCAACUUUACAGAGACAGCAGGAGUAUCUCAGGAAACUGAUAGAGGAAAAGCAGAUAAAUUCCUUUCCGAAAAGCAAUCUAGACCAAAGGCAGAAGGAGAAGAGCAAGCCCAAGAGAGCUGUGCUAUUUGCAUGGAUAAAAUCAGUGAAAAAGAAACACUGUCAAAGUGCAAGCAUGAGUUUUGCAAAGUAUGCAUUGAUAAGUCAAUGCAGUAUAAGCCAGCCUGUCCUAUCUGUAAUACUUUCUAUGGAUGUGCAAAAGGUAAUCAACCAGAUGGAUUUAUGUCUGUCACCACUGCACCUUAUCCACUUCCUGGUUAUCUUAACUGUAAUACCCUUGUGAUCACCUAUACUAUACCAAAUGGAAUUCAAUCUAAGGAUCAUCCAAACCCAGGGAAACCAUAUCGUGGGACUCAGCGAACAGCAUACCUACCUAACAACACGGAAGGAAAUGAAAUUCAGGAGCUGCUUAAGAAGGCUUUUAAUCAAAAGUUGAUCUUCACAGUGGGUCAGUCACGUACUUCUGGUGUAGAAGAUGUUGUCACCUGGAAUGAUAUUCACCACAAGACACAGAUACGUGGGGGACCACAACAGUUUGGGUACCCUGAUCCAAAUUAUCUGAAACGUGUUCGGGAAGAACUGAAAGCAAAAGGAAUUGAAUAGAGAAACGUAACAGCCGAGUAUGCUUCAGUUAUAGUCAUUGACACAUAUAGCAUUUAGUUGAGCAAGAUGAUUACAAAAGCAAGUAUAAAAUUACAGUGCUUCCCCUCCCCCCUGCCUAAGACAGUCAUUCUGCUGUUCUUACACAUGGCAGGAUUUGGUUUUACAGUUGCAAUAGGCAUAAUCAGAUAAGGAUAGUGAUGUGCUUUGGUUCCCCUAUAUAUGCCUUAUCCUACAAACCAUUGGU
Messenger RNA from Gavialis gangeticus (Gharial), 2536 nucleotides. RefSeq names its product deltex E3 ubiquitin ligase 3L (gene DTX3L). The record is from RefSeq and is a predicted model, not a curated record. The transcript is spliced from 5 exons. The coding region runs from base 25 to 2292 and encodes 755 amino acids. Gene Ontology annotation, biological process: Notch signaling pathway; protein ubiquitination. NCBI's taxonomy places the organism in Eukaryota, Metazoa, Chordata, Crocodylia, Gavialidae.